AUCUUCACUUUGUUGUCUGGUUGAAGAAAGUUUCCGAAAAGUAGUUGUUUGCAUGAGUAUUGACAUCAAGGGACCUGUUCUGGGUGGAAAGAAGAUUCCCUCUCCGGCCGUGGCUGCUUCUGCUGCCUGCUGAAGUUUGCUAGCCGGAAUACUGGAACAAUGUCUUUAGCAAAUAUUGGGGAGAGCAGGAUCGGCGAGAGGCUCGUCCUCUUGACCCUUCAGGGAAGUCAAGUUAUAACUCGCCUCUAUGACAUCAAACAGUAUGCGUCGGAGAUGUGCAAAUUGGUGUAUGAGGAAAAGCCCAUGGAGAGUGUGAUAAAGUAUGUGGUGAAGAAGUUCCCCAACUGGGAGUACAAGCAUGUCCCUAGCUCGAAUCACAUCAAGGCAAACGCCGGGGAUAUCCUGAAGGACAUCAAGAUGCCCAUUGAUAUGCUCCGAGAUCUGCUGGAUUUUAAAGAGCGUACGCUGGAGCUGUUCAAUAUCAUAGCGGCCGCCCAGCUGGAGUUUGAUGUUACCUACAACUAUGACAUGUGCCGGCUGUACAUGGACAUCCUGACCCUGUACUGCCAGGUAAUGUUCCUGUUGCCUCGCGUACAAGACGUCAAAGUUCUGCUCGGCGUCUACCAUGUGUGCGUGGAGUCCAUCAGCGGUACAGUAGAUACCUUCAUACCCCGCAUUGCUAACAUUGUGCAAGGACAUGAACAAAACAUGUUCAAACGUCUUCAUGAAGACAUGAACAUUUUCCAUCGGCCAAUCAUCCAGUGUGUGACGUCAGCAGGACCAGUGAUGAUGAGGAGAUUGAUCAGUGCCGAGCAGAUGCAGAACCAGAACACAUUCAACUUGUUCAACAAUCCCAACUCCAUGCGCAAGGCAACCCAGUACAACUUGCCUGCCGUGGAGUUUAUCAAUAUCGAUGCGUUUGUCAAGUGGACUAUGUUCGGGUUCUUCUGCUGCACCGGCACGUUUGUGAUGAACGAUGACGCAAUGGCCCUGGUCAGGAUGAUCCUCACGGACCAGUACUGUCUGACAUUGUUCAGAGAUGAAGUCCUGCCUAUCGGUCCAGCUCUCGAGGGUGCCGUCAAAGCUGCCAAAGUGCCCAAGCUGGAGAAAGCCUUUGCCGAAUCUUUGACAGCAGCCAUCACCACAAGCCCUGCUACGCACAAGGGUAGACGUGACUUCUUACGAGGCACUCUGAAGGAAUGGUAUCACCUGAUCAGUGACAAGCCAGGCCUGCUAGGACCCAAGGCUCCUCUAGUGUUGCAGAUGCUGUCGAUGACGAAAGACGAGGUGCUGUGGCUGUGUCGUCACCAGGAUGCACCCAUUCCUAAGCAAGCUAAAGGCAAGGUUCAUGCCGAGGAUUUCCAGGACCCUCACCUGGCUGAGCUGCUAUUCUACCACAUGGAGAUGAUGCUGCUGAUCAAGAAACAUCCAAACAUGAUCCGCCGCUACUACUGCGACUUCCUGAUCAACUAUGAUAAGGAGAACAUAAUAGCACAAAGAAAUCAACUGGGCAAUGAGGGAGAUGAGCAUGGUUGUGUGGAGAGUAUGCUAGCCAGCCUCAACAACUUGUCCAGCACAAGGCCAAAUUUUGAGGACAUGGACUACAAGCCACCGUCAUUGGCAGCUAUACGUCUGGACUGGAUCCGUACUCAGAUCUUCACAUCUCAGAAUCCCCUGGGUAAUCCAUUGCGCAAGGCACCGCAGUUCUGCAUUGCACUGCACAACACUACGUUUCACACAAACAUGGUCGACAAGCUGUUGCCCACCAUCGAUGAGAUCUCAGAUUUGGGAAUGCUGGUGUCUUAUCAUACUGUCUUGGAUCGUGCAUUCCAGGAUUCUCUCGGUGAAUCUCAGGGCAGCAGAUUCUCGAUUGCCAUCCCCUACAUCUGUGCGCAAUUCUGCGGAGAGAACCUGCGCUACUGUCCCGAAGAGCUUGCUUUCAUCGGUGCGUACUCAGUCAAGCUGGUCAACUCCUACCUGGAACAAAUCGCUGACACACUGGGCAAGCGGGUGCUCAACCUGGCGGAAGACUUCAUCACCAUGAACGCAGCGCUACUGCCACACAAUGCUCUACUGCUGGCCGACAGCAAGGGAAAGCGAAUCAAGUCUGAGGCGAAGAAGAAGGGCAAGGAGGCUGAGAUCUUUGACCAGCCUGGCCUGGAGAGCUACCGUGUACGGCGUGAAGCCCUGUCCAAGUCUGACGAGAAGCUCUAUGGCAUCAUGGACCUGUGCUACGCACUCAACCUGCUGACAUCGCUGGACGUGUGGAAGCAUACGUUUGUGCCGAGGGAGUAUGCCAUUCAACCACUGCAAGCUGCAUUCAUGGUGCUAAUAUUUGCUCAGCUGGAGCUACCAGUGGUCCCCAGAGAUAAGGAUGUCCCCGAAGUGAGAAGGCCCACUGUUCUGCUGAACGCCAUCAAGGGUAUCCUGAACAUGCUGAGGAUGAUCGAGAACUUCCUGAACAUUGACGUUGUGCGAAUCUUCAAUGCCGUGCUGCUUCAGCACGCACAGGACAUGGAGAUCAAUAGUCAGCCAACCAUCUGCCAUGUCUAUUCAUCAUGGUACAACACUGUGUUGAUGAAGCGUAUCUGUGCUGGCACAGGGUGCUUUGCAACAAAUCGCCACUGCUUUGUGAGCCGUGGAAAAGAAGUCUUCCAAGCUGAAAUGUACACCGACCCUACAGAGUUGAAGGCUCUGUGUGAACUGGUCGGUGCGUAUGGUAUUCGACAUAUUGGAGAUGAGUGUAUUGAUCUCAUUGUGUCGCAAGUCAACGAGAUCAAGAAACUGCUCAUCACCAACAAGGACCUGUUGCACAAUAUCCGCGGCAACUCGGACAAGAUUGAAGUGUGCUGCGACUGGAUCAAGAAACUGAACGGAACCGAGGAGUUGCUUCAACGUCUGACCAUUGUCGGUACCAUUCUGAACUUCAGAAAGCUUCUCUUCAGUGCCAUGAAGGAGGUGUUGAACAAGCGUGUGCCGUUCGUCAUGAACUCAGUGAUUGACUUCAAGGAGCACUACUCGGGCAGCGAUAAAGCGCUUGAGCAACUCGACUAUCUGGCCAUCACCGCUGGUCUCGAAUGCAUCGUUGAUCCCAAACUGAAGUCUGCUCUGGUCACCCAGUGUGAUGUCAACCAGCAAGACUACUUGCUCUGGUGUCUGAUGCUGAUCUUCGUUGGAGUUGGUCUACCCACUCUGGCCAGCAACGACCAGAGUCAGUAUCAGCCAUCGCUUGCAGGCUACGAGAACAACAUCCACUGCAUCUCCACGGCUGUCAAUCAGCUGUCCGCCGCCAUCUUCACCAUCAUCGGCUACUGCACCAUUCAGGAGAGAAUGCACGAGUUCUUGGCUGUUGCUACGGCUCAUCUUCUGCGACUUGGUCAGGAAAACGAGAAGGACGCCAGACAUCGUGACUCCAUCUACAUCCUGCUGCAUCGAUUUGUUGAAGAAUCACCGUUCCUGACCAUGAACUUGCUGGAAACCUGCUUUCCGUACAUUGUGUUGAGAAACUCUUACAACAUUGCCUACAAGCCAAAGAAAGAAAAGAAGCGAAGAGAAGAGGAGUCUACAUAUUGAUGGGUUUCUGUCCCUUUUCCCCUCUCUCUCUCUUACUCCAUCAAACUAUGCUGUGUCACCUCGCAAUGGGUGGGUGAUGAGAUUAUUCAUCAUGGUGACCUGCUCUCAUCAGCUUGCAGAGCAUGUUUGAUCCUUGUCGUUGAUGACAGUAACACUGUAUUGAAGUUUCAUGCUCUUGGCCCACAUGUAACUUGGCUGUACUAUUAUCUCUACUCAUCUCCUCUGUCCUUGCCAAAUUGAUUGCCCUCUUUCCUUCUUUUUCUGUUCUUUUCGCAAACCGUGAAUUGUUUUCUCCUUUUUUUUACACUGUAUUCUAAUUGUACAUAACAGUUGCCCUGGUUUUCCCUUGUGUACACCAUAGUACUGCCACUGCAUGUAAACUCUACUACUACUAAACACAUAAUAAUGUUGACUUUGAUGCCGAGUGAAUGCCGUUGAAUUUUACCUUUACAAUACUUUGUACAAUAGUACCACCUGUGCUGAACCUACUGGAAUGAUGCA
This is a messenger RNA of Sycon ciliatum, 4074 nucleotides long. RefSeq names its product nck-associated protein 1-like. Gene Ontology annotation, biological process: cell projection assembly; cortical actin cytoskeleton organization; cell morphogenesis. The coding region runs from base 160 to 3573 and encodes 1137 amino acids. NCBI's taxonomy places the organism in Eukaryota, Metazoa, Porifera, Calcarea, Leucosolenida, Sycettidae. Gene Ontology annotation, cellular component: SCAR complex. The record is from RefSeq and is a predicted model, not a curated record. The transcript has 34 exons.